Molecule: messenger RNA, 3342 nt
Organism: Chelmon rostratus (copperband butterflyfish)
Lineage: Eukaryota; Metazoa; Chordata; Actinopteri; Chaetodontiformes; Chaetodontidae
Product: matrix metalloproteinase-17-like
Exons: 10
Coding region: 264-2054 (596 amino acids)
Biological process (GO): collagen catabolic process; extracellular matrix organization; proteolysis
Cellular component (GO): extracellular matrix
Molecular function (GO): zinc ion binding; metalloendopeptidase activity
Source: RefSeq, a predicted model, not a curated record
UACGCACAUUUCACCCCCCAAACGUCUGAUUUAUGGCCGCGUAGCUGAGAGUCACAAGUGCUGCCUUUGCGGGAAACAAACUUAGAAAUCCCAAACGUCCUCUCCGCCGCCGGUGUUCAUGUGUUUUAUGUGUUUGCGCUCAACAGUGAGGUAGACUUUAUGCGGGCUGAUUUUACCGGAGUGUCGGCGUGUGAUUUAUCCCGUGGAUGCGGCUGUCGGGGUCGGUGUCUGAGCCCUGCAGGAUCAGCCUGUCUUAGGGCAUCAUGAUUUUUCCGGCUGUUCACAAGUGGAUGAGGAAUAUUUCUCCGGAGAUGCUGCUGCUGGUGCCGAUACUGUGGUUUUUACCUCUGACUGGAGCGGCUCCGUCUCUGACUACCGAGCAGCUGGACACCGGGGUGGACUGGCUGAGUAAGUUUGGCUACCUCCCGCCCCCUGACCCAGUGACUGGUCAGCUUCAGACCAAGGAGGCCUUGACCAAGGCCAUCAAAGCCAUGCAGAAGUUCGGGGGGCUGAAGGAGACCGGAGUCUUCGACCAAGCCACACUGGGUCUAAUGAAAACACCCAGAUGUUCUCUGCCAGAUGUUGCCGAGGCAGAGGUGACGAUGGGCCGCAGGAAACGAGGCCUGACUCCUCAGAACAAAUGGAAUAAGAGGCAUCUAUCGUGGAGAGUGAGGACCUUCCCUAAGGAUUCGGCCUUACUGGGCAGGGACACUGUUCGAGCCCUGAUGUACUAUGCCUUGAAGGUCUGGAGCGACAUCGCGCCACUUAACUUCCACGAGGUGGCAGGAAGUGAUGCAGACAUUCAAAUCGACUUCACUAAGGCCGACCACAAUGACGGAUACCCCUUUGAUGGGCCCGGGGGCACCGUGGCGCACGCGUUUUUCCCCGGAGAGAGGUUCACAGCCGGGGAUACGCACUUUGAUGAUGACGAGGCCUGGACCUUCAGAUCACCAGACUCUCACGGGAUGGAUCUGUUUGCGGUCGCAGUCCAUGAGUUCGGUCAUGCCAUAGGCCUCGUCCACACCUCAGCCAUGGAGUCCAUCAUGAGGCCGUACUACCAGGGUCCUGUAGGAGACCCUCUGAAAUACGACCUACCCUAUGAAGACAAGGUCCGCGUCUGGCAGCUCUACGGUGUCAGAGACUCAGUGUCCCACACAAACCGACCAGGAAACCCCUCCCAGACGGCAGAACCUCCUGUCCUGCUGGACCUUCCUGAAAACAGAUCCACUGUUCUGCUGGCGCGAGAUGCCCCCGACAGAUGCACCAGUCACUUUGAUGCAGUGGCCCAGAUACGAGGGGAGGCCUUCUUUUUCAAAGGAAAAUACUUCUGGCGACUAACCAGAGAGAAGCACCUGGUGUCUCUGCGUCCGGCUCAGAUCCAUCGGUUCUGGAGGGGCCUCCCGACCAACCUGGACAGUGUGGAUGCUGUGUAUGAGAGGCCUGGUGACCACAAAAUAGUAUUUUUCAAAGGUCUGAAGUACUGGGUAUUUAAAGAUAAUAUCGUGGAGGAGGGUUAUCCUCGUCCAAUCAGUGACUUUGGCCUGCCCUUGGAGGGAGUGGAUGCUGCCUUUGUCUGGCUACACAACGACAAAACCUACUUCUUCAAGGACAACCACUACUGGCGCUACGAUGACCACCUGAGGCGUAUGGACCUGGGCUACCCUAAAGACAGCACGCUCUGGAAGGGGCUGCCACCUAACCUGGACGACGCCAUGAGGUGGUCUGAUGGCUCGUCCUAUUUCUUCAAGGGGAAGGAGUACUGGCGAGUGCCGGGCAGUGACAUGGAGGUGGAGGCGGGUUACCCCCGCCUCAUCGCUAAAGACUGGCUGCUGUGCACCGAGAUGCAGUCGGACUCUCCGGACGCGGAGCCCAAAAGCACGGAGACGAGAGGCAACGUGCACCACCACCCGGACCACGCGGAGAAUGGAUACGAGGUGUGCUCCUGCACCUCUGACACCGCCUCGCCUUUGGGCGCCCGCCCCUCCCCGUCUCCCGUGUGGCUGCUGCCACCUCUCUGGACGCUCUCGCUGGCCCUCCGCUCUGAACUGCUAUGAUGCCAAAGCAAGGGACAAAGUUCCUGAGCUGAUUGUUGGAGGGCCAGUGGACGCUCUGUGGAAAACUGGAAAAAUUCUGUUCGUAUUGUAUCAUUUGGUAUUCUUUUUGCGCUAAUUUUGCUAUUUAUUUUACCCGUCAUUUGGUGGGAGCUGCCAACUAAAGUAGUCAUCCCUACAGGCAUCAACCCACUCACAAUGCUUUAUAAAGUUUUUCACUGAAUGGUCAAACUGCCUCAUAUCUGCCAGGAAAGGGAUAUUGAAUAGAAAGAGGAGCACCAACAGUGGUUAUUUGGCUUCAUGUGCAGCAGGUUUACAGCAGCAAUGCCUCACAUACUGACGUGUAAAAGACAUUCUGGUGCAAAGGUGAACAGCAUGCCAACACACACUGCUGCCUAUUUUAUGAGAUCAAACCAGAUGCUUUAUUACAGGGUCAGUGCACCAAAAUUAAACCAAAACCAUAUUUUGACACUUACUUCUCGUGGUGUCCAGCCACAUAGAUGUUCAGUUUAAUGUAACGGCUUCUGCUCAUCCCAGUACAGUGGAGGUUCUGUUCAGCACACUGGAAAAUGACGUCUCUUUGCAAAAACAAUGUCAGUGUUACCCUGAUAAUGCGAAGAACUCCUUGAGACUAUUUCCUCUGUUAAAAGCAGUUCCAGUGAAAACAGUUUACAGCAAGCAGGGACGCUGUUUCUGAAAAGACACAGUGUUGUUGAACUUGAAGUUUCACAAGUCAUUUUUCAUUGUGAUGUGCAUUCAGCUUCCAUUGUAUUGGAUGUGUCUGAAACGGGAGAAAUAACCCCAAAACUGCCUGCAUGGCAGGAUAGCACCAGAGGUAAUUGAGCAUAUAUAUAUAUUGUAUAAGUUAAGGUCUGAACUAGCUUGACUAAUGUGUUUGUGAUAACCAUGAAUGUUUGGCAUCCUGCCCUCGCAGGCAGUGUGAAAACUUCUUACUGUGCGAGCUGGUGAUGGAUGGAUGAGUAGGUGGAUGGACUCUGUCUGCACCGGUUUUCUUGCCUAAAUCCCUCAGCUGUACUCUGAAGUGAGGAACUGCUGCUCCUGUACGUAUUUCCACGGGCUGCUCAUUUUCACAUCUGGUCCAGAAGCAUUCCCCGCUCUUGGUUUAGUUAAAUCUUUUGUAUCAAAUUCGGACGAAACAGUAAACCUGUUUAUUUUACAGUGUUUUGAUCAGGCCAUAGAGUUUAUAGAGCCUUUUUGUGACUGUUGGAUACAUUUCAUCACCUUGCUCCUUCUGAAGACAAGAGUCACAUUUGCCCCCUGGAUUUAUUCU